Messenger RNA from Pseudo-nitzschia multistriata, 856 nucleotides. Lineage: Eukaryota; Bacillariophyta; Bacillariophyceae; Bacillariales; Bacillariaceae. The record is from the annotation of a GenBank genome assembly.
GUGCAACAAGGAAGUACGGCAGUAGUUCAUCCAUCACUCUUAUUUCUUUGAUGCACAUCGUCGAAAUCCUUUUUGAAUAGUUACGAUACAUUGUUCUACCACGACAAAUUCAUACGAAUAUUGCUGUCUAAAUCACAACGUGGUCGUUGCCUGAGCGCAUGAUGAUGAUAUCUCGCCGAUUUUUGCUUUUGGCACUUGUWUGUUUGACGACAAGCACGCACGGAUUCAUUCCCACCAGGAAGAAGAGUACGGAGCGCCGUGCAGCCUUUUCGAAGCAAARCAACGACAAUGUUGAUCAAGAUGAGGCCGUAGAAAAUGUUCCACAAACAWCUCAGUAUGAGCCCGGAGCCUCACCCACCGCCAUGAUGGCGAUUCCACCUAACGCUAUGGCGUACGCUGCAUCUCUUUACGAAUACGAAGAAGAGGAAGAACAGGAUGUUUCCAAUGAAAUAGCUCUUAUUUCCUGCAUCAUCUCCCUCGCSAUYGGUUUCGGAACSGGAUACCUUGUAUAAAAGGCCUCCCUCUACAAGAAUCCACMAACUAAUGUCAACGUGAUUUUAUACGCUAAAUACGAUCCGUGACCCACCCAAUUCUAUCACUGCGUGUUGAUGCAUCUGGAGGAACGUUCAUCAACACCAAAUCUAAGGACAAUACGCAAACUUUCUCAGGAUAACGUAGAGCAUUCACUUGCUCUGCUUCUCUUCGAUUUCAUCCGAACACAAAUAUUUAGACCUAACCGAGUCGAAACGGCUCGACGCGACCGAUGAUCGAAGAGCUGGGACCUAAGCAGCAGAGAUUCGAAAUUGCUAAAUCAGAUCUACUGCAACAAAUAAUGCACUAAACUAAACACGAGCGC